Cladocopium goreaui is the source of this 4809-nucleotide messenger RNA. The record is from the annotation of a GenBank genome assembly. Lineage: Eukaryota; Dinophyceae; Suessiales; Symbiodiniaceae.
AUGAUGCGCUUGUUCUUGUGCUCUUUGCUUCUAUGGCUCGUGUCUGGAGAACCAGGCCGAAAGCCCGACAGAAGCCUGAGGGGUCAGGAGCAGGAACCAGUCCCUGAGUCCCCUGACCAAUCUCAAUGUGUGCCACGUAGUUUUGUCAGUCGUGGCCAAGAUGGAGCUCCAAACAUGGCACAGUGUGAGGGGGACUGUGAUGAAGACAGUGAUUGCGCAGAGGGACUUGUGUGCAAGAAGAGGGAAUACGGACAAGCCGUUCCUGGAUGCAGCGGCUGGAACUUCCCUCAGUUUGACUACUGCUAUGAUCCAAAUUGUGACGAGGGCCUGCCGCCUUUGGACAGCAGCUUUGGAAACCAUGGCUCCCAAGACAUGCCACUUUGUUCUGGAGACUGUGAUGAAGAUGCUGACUGUGCAGGAGGCCUUAAGUGCUUUCAGCGUGAUGGACUUGAGCUGGUGCCCGGGUGUAGAGGCAGAGGAGUGCCCACGUUUGACUAUUGCUACAACAGCACGGGCACAGAGACCACAGCAGCACCCACAGCAGCACCCACAACAGCACCCACAGCAGCACCACCGCUCCCGACUCCACUGCCUCCUGGCCGAAAGCCUUGCCUUUGCGUUUUUGACAUUGACAGAACCUUAACCGGAAAGCAGGGGGAGCUCAACACAUGUCCUGCCAACAAAGAGGUGCAAGGUGUUUGGGAUGCAGCCUACGGAGGGGGAUGGUUGGUUCUGUCAGAGGCUGCCCAGAGCUUAGACAAGACCUUUUGCAAGAGCUGCUACUUGGGAAUUGUGUCUCACGGCAUUGCCAGUGGAGAUGGCUCGGCUGAGCGUUCAUAUUUGAUCGACAAUGUUCUUAUCAGCCAGCCUUUCAAAGACUUGGCUGCAUCAAACAGCCAGGUAAAGGUCUGGUCUGCCAACGGGCAGGUGGUUUCUCCCCUUGUGCUUGCAUGGCCUGAUGGACUGAAGCAGGAUGCAGUCGGCGGGAUCGUUGCAUGGUAUGCCCAGCUUGGCAUCAAUAUCCCUGCUGAGAAAGUCUACUUCUUCGGUGAUAACACUGGGAACAUUCCACCUUUCCAAGGCUCAGGAUACAAUGCACGGGAAAUUUCGUGCCAAUCCCGUGACUACUCCGUCGGAAAUGGCAUCAUUGGCCUUUGUGGUGCCACAAGAGCCGAGAUCACGAAGUGGCGCGGUGUCAAGCUCUGCCAGGAUGAACCAAUUUUGACAACACCAGCUCCUCCAGCGCCAAGCGCUUGCAUUUGCAUUUUUGACGUUGAUCGAACCCUGACCGGAAAGCAAGGGCUGGCUGAAGGCUCACAGUGUCCAGCCAACAAAAUUGUUGAUGGCGUGUGGGACACUGCCUAUGGAGGCGGCAUCCUGACUUUGUCGGCCGCAGCUCAGAACCUCAAAAGGACCUUUUGCGACUCCUGUUACCUUGGAGUGGUCUCAGCAGGGGAUGCUAGCGGAGAAGGGUCGGAGCUCCGUCGGGUCAUGCUGCAACAAGUGCUUCGCUCGUCUGUCUUUGACGAGUUCAGCAAGAACAAUCCGCAGGCGUCACGAUGGUGCAGCUCGAAUUGGGUUGACUGUCCAUUGGUCUUGAGUAGCCCGAACCGCUUCAAGCAGAACGCAGUAGAUGGCAUCCUUGAAUGGUACCGACAGCAGGGCGUGUCCAUUGAACCGCAGAAGGUGCACUUUUUCGGAGAUCGUACUGAAAACAUUGGUCCAUUUGCCCAGAAGGGCUACAAUGCGAGGGAGAUCUCGUGUAAAGAAAGGGACUACUCGCUUUAUGCCAACGGGAUGGUGGGCCUUUGUGGUGCAGCACUUGAGGAGAUCGUGGACGUGCUCUUGGCUCAUGCGCUGUACGGGAUGAACACUACAGUGGCUGAUGUUUGCUUCGCUCAUUGUGACUUCAACUUCAACCUACAUGAAGAUCAUGAAGAAGCUUCAGUCAGCUUUCACAGACGUUUUCUCCCGCAGCCAACUGCCGACGUUAUGCAAAUCUCUUCUAAGAAGCUGCCACUCUUUGACUCUUUGACGCUCUUUGAGGAGUGGACAUGCCCAGCAACUCCAGCACAGCCGUGCUGCUGGGAGCGAAAGCAGCCCAAGGGUCGCAUCUCAAUCCAAUUGCAGGGUUUGGUCGGCCUUGAUGUCCUUGGCACGUAUGUGAGAGUGCAGAUGGGGCAACAGUCAUACUGCACUGAGACUGCAUCAGAGGAUUCCAGUUGGAUCCUUGGCAGCCCAAUAUCCUUUGAUGUGGAUGUCAGCGAGCAAACCCUUCGCCUUGAAGUUCACAGAGCUGGAAACUUUUUGUGGCAUCGAAGUGUUGGCUUCGUAGACAUCAAAGUGGGCUCAUUUGCAUCACUUCAGCCAGGUGCGUGGAAUGCAAGAUCCGAGGGACUUCAUGGUGCAGACCAGGUCAACCUGCAGUUUGACGUGUGGUAUGAGCCUGUGACUGGCAGAAGGAAUUUCCACGACUUCUUUGUGUACGAUUGGAAUCAAAAGCUGGCGGUCUCGCUGCGUGACUUGAACAACCUGGGCUUGUCGACAACAGUAGCUGUCGCAAAGCCACGCAAAGUCUCUCAGCUUGUGGCAGGUGGUCCAGAUACGUGGAAGAUGUAUCUUCAUGACCAGGGUCUUGACACUGAGGUGCUUCAGGAGACGCGAGGGGAAGUGGAACUUUCUCUGGAUUGGCUUGAGGUGCUUCCCGAUCUGGCUGAUGCUUUCGAUUGUCUAGUCGAAUGCCGCUUUGACGAGGUCUAUGCUCCCAGCUCAUUUUCAGCGGAGAUGCUUGCCAUGCGGGCCUGCAUAGGUAACGUCAUGAAGCAGACACCUCUUGCGCAGCGCAAGGAGCAAGAGUUCAAAGUUGAAACCAUCCUUCGCUUGCCAGUGACGCGAUCAGCGGUUGAGACAGAGACUUUGGAACUUGCAGCGGUCGAUGGAAGAGGCAAUGUUUGUGCAUCGCUCCUUCUUCGGCUUCGGCACCUGAAAUCUGGAAAGCUUUUGCAGUCCAAGCUGCGCAUGGAUGGGGCAAGUUCGAAGCUCGACGCCCAGGUGUCCCUAAAGUGUUCUGGCUUGGGAAGCAGAGUGCAAGCAGAGAGGCAGAGAUGGAAGAGCAGGGAAUCUGGGCUUGAGCAGACGGAUGAAACUCCAAUUCACCUUGACUGGGUGAAUAUGGUGUGUCGCAGGUUGCACCCCAAGAUCAUAACGCUUGCAGCACGGCAGUUGGAGGAUCCAUUUGGCGUUUUCACCCAAAGCUUGCGCCUAAAGAUGCCUCUACCUUUGCAGGACAUUCACUUUAGCCACUUUUUGUUGGGCACAACUCCGCCAGAAGUUGGACCGUUUGAAGUUUCGGAGUGGCAGCAUCCACAUGAUGGAUCAAUGGGCAUCGAAAUGAAGGUUGGCUUUAACUUGGACACGGAGGCCAAUAUAGAGAUGCAAGUGCAUGGCAUCAAACUCGGCAUCAAUAGGAUGUUCUUGAAGGGUGACUUGCUCAUACGCUUGGAGCCAUUGAUCGACGAAAUUCCUGUCAUUGGUGGAAUUGUCGUAUGCUUUCUCAAUCAGCCUGAAGUGGAAUUUCAGUACUCGGGGCUGGCAGCUCGGGUGGAUUCCAACAUUUUGCGGAGCUUGCUGCAGUCUGCGGUAGCACAAGCACUGGUUCUGCCACAAGUGGUCAAAAUUCCGAUUGGCACCGAAGAGCAAAACGUAGAUCGAGCCCUUCUUGAUCCAGCCCCUGUAGGUGUUCUGCGGAUUUGGGCUUUGCGGGCAAGAGAUCUGCCAAGCAGUUGGCCUUUAGGAAGCCGCUCGCGCAGUCCUUACAUGGAUGUGUCGCUCGAAACAGAACAAUGGCAGACUUCAGUCGUGUAUCAUUCGACUAGCCCAGAGUGGAACGAAAAGCACGACUUUCUGGUCUUCGACAAGCGCCAAGAGGUUGGAAUCAGGGUGUGCGACAGCAAGUCGUUGUUUCUACGCAAUGUCAUUGCAGCUGCGCCGCCCAUUCCUGUGGACGACCUUGUAUUCCAGUCAGAACAGGAGGUUGAAUUGCUCAAUUGUGACCACGGCGAUGAUGUUGUGAGCCCGGUGCAUCCUUCUUCUUCUUCUCCAGCUGGUACUGCAGUUCUUCGCUUCGAGUGGCUGAACUUUGUGAGGCCAGGUAGAAGAGGUCCAGAUUCCCGACAUUUGCUUCGGGUGAAGUUGGAUGAAAUUGUGGUACCCACCGAGCUGCUGGAUGUGCAGAAAGCUACAGUUUUGGACCCAACUUUGGUGAAGAUGCGCGCAAAAGUCCGCGAGGUGACAAAGGACACACCUGCAGUUGCUUGGUUUCCAGCUGAUAGCAGCAUGGGCGAGGCAAGCGCAUCUGGGACCAACGUCGGCACGGUUGAACUGGACCUAGAGCACACGCUGUUUCUUCUCAUCAAUGCCGUCGACCUGGAUGCUGGAGCAUUGGAGCUCGAACUGCGCAACGGCAAUGACAAGAUCCUUGGGUCUGCGCAGAUAAAGAUCUCUGACGUGCUUGCAGCUGGCGGGAUGAAGUGGAGAGACAACCGAAGAUUAGCUCUAAAGCAUGCAACAGGGAAGUGCUUGGCUGACGUCGAAGUCUCCAUACAAGGGCUUAGAUUGGCCCAGGAGUGCGUUACCGGAUUCUGAGGCUAGCGCGAUGGCAAAACAUUCUGCAGUGACAGCUGAAGGAUCCCGAAGGGUUCGAUGUUCAUUGAGUGUUCAUAUGUGUUCAUUGUAUAUAUAUGACUGACUGGCGCAUACUGGCGCCAGACCAGCCAUGCUACUGAGGGCCACACUGCGCAAUGAUGCCAC